AAAAGAAAGAAAGAAAAAAAAAACAGGGAUUUAAAGUUUUCUGCAGGUUUAGAGUUUGAAAAACAAAACAAAAACAAAAUUCAAGCCAAACUGAAAAUCGCGAGGCCCAAAUUUCAGGUAUUUCCAUAUGGUAUCCAUUGCUAUCUUUGCUGUAUAUCGUUAGCGUUCGUCACAUGCCAGUGAAUUCCUGUCAUUGGCCCAAUGCUGUUACAGUGCACAAAGCAGUUAUUUAAGGUUUCCCUAUGAUCUGAGUUUUCUUACAUGCUUUUUAAAGGUGGCCAUGCUAUAAAUAGAUGAUGGCAUGCAGUGCCCUCUUAACCCGAUUUUAUUUUUUUACCAAAUGUGAAUAGACAAAAUGACUUUGUUCGGUGUAAAACAUAAAAAAACGCGAAUAGAAAGUUUCCUUAGCACUAUUUAUUGUCAUUACGAUGGGCAGAGUGCUUUUCCUUAUGGACUUGCAGACGUUAACAAUUACCGUCAAUAAGGUCGUCAAAUUGUGAAAGAACCUGUACCCCUCUCGCAUAACACAAGCAAGCUGAAGAUACACAAAAUGCAUCACAGGACUUGUUAAUCCUCUGUCAGCUAUUAUCUGAUUGGCUGACUGUCAUACUGUUGUAGAAAUAAAAAGAAUUGUGCAAGACCUAGAUUCGACAAUGCUGAGGAAACACUCGCUCCUACGCACAGAAGCAAAAGCGAUUCGGAAUGGAUCACUUUGUUUGUUGCAAGUGGCUGUUUUGAGAACCCGUCAAAAUUUGCUCGCUGAAGCGUUUAGGUCCGUUACCAAGUUACAAGGCUUCAGCCAAGCUAGAUGAGCACAAUUAACAGUAUACAGGGCAAACAAUUCUCUAAUCAUUGUGUUUUCAAAACACUUGCCCAGCUUUUUUUUUUUACUUCCGGCUGAACAGAGCUUCAGCUUUCCGACCGUGGAACUACUACAGUUAGUCAUCACGAGUUUCCUAUUAUUAGUCCAUUAUCUUUUCUUCGCGUCAGAACAUAAGUUAGCAAUUACUCGUUGCUAUUUUAAGUCACAGUGCACUUUACGGCCUAUCAACAUUUGAUCUUGUUUCAAUUAACGACUUGAUACUUGAAUGGUCGUAUGCGAGGGGACCAUUACGCGUGCCCUAACCACAGAAUGAAUGAAACGUGUCGCUAGUCGACUCUUCGCUUCUUUAACAUUUAGCUUCUCUAUCUGGCCUUUAAGUGCUGUUUGGUGUCUUCGUUCUGCCCAUCAGAUGCGCCUUCCGAGCGUUUAAUUCAAGGCAGCGGAAUUCCUUCACAAUAGGCAACAGUGAGUUUGAAGUUUGCUCUGUUUAUCACGAAGUGAUCGUCAUAGGGGACUGCGGGCUAUUUUGGGUCCCAGCCAGUAAUUCAGCAGCUCCUAAGAAUGGUUGAAAGAACUCUAGAACUGUGAUGUUUAACCAUAUUUAACCGAGGUUUUUUGACGUCGUGGGCGCGAUUUACAUGACACAAGUGUGUGUGUGUGCGAGCUGGAAAGACACUGUGUUGGUCUUACUCAUCAAAGCGAUCCUAACCUGUUGGAGUUAAAUAUGCGAAUGAAGGCAGUGUAAUGUCUAGGAAUCUUGAGCAUUGUUCGUUGAAUCUUGGCGUGUGGAAUCGAAGAUCUGUUAGUGGUAAAUAUUUUAGUGUUAUACAUCUGUGCGCAGUGAAUUCGACGAACGACCACGGACAUCUGACGGCGCAAUUGAAUUCCUACAAACUGUAAACGAGGAUGUCCACUCGCCCAGCACAAUUUGACGCCGAAACUGGCAGAUCAGUUCCACCGAGCGCGACACAGGCGCGCUCGAGAAGUGAAAGACGGCACGAAGGGAGCAGAGAAGGGCGAGGAGCCCAUAGAGCUCGGAUGGGAGCUAGUGAAGUGGAACCAACGGAAGUGAGCAUUUCGCACAAAAAAGCGUACGGGAAGACGAGUGAAAAGGCUCAAUUAAAAAUCUCUAAAGCGCGCACUCAUGGUAGUCAUGUUUCUAGUUCUGCGGUAAGUGAGGGCCCGCAGCCAUCGCUGGACUAUGUUACACCGCACUUAUCUGGGAGAAACACACAGGAUUAUUCUCCUAAAUCGAGCUCGAGUCUCUAUGCUGGCACGACAGCCGAUUCGGAAAGAACGAAGUUCAUGGACAACAUUCCAGGGAUACCAGCAAGUGAACAGUUAACUCAGCGAGGCGACCGGGCCGGCCGCACGCUAUUUCCGCCCCCUUCAGUUUCCAACUAUGGACAAAAUGCUACUUAUCCCACUGGCCUUUCAUCUGACGUGAAAGGUUUGCCUAGAGACACGAUUAACAACAGUGACUUGGUUUUCUGCAAAGCUCCAACGAACAGACACUCGAAAUCGGUGCGUGUUAAGGGCCAAGCAGAAACAGAAAUGCAAUGGAAUGCGACUCAGGAAAAUAGCUAUCGUCCCCGAGACGAUCAGAGAAACAGGCCUGCGACGAACGAAUUCCAUUACUCGACAAGAACGCGAGGAAGGCGGAAUAAAGAUGGCGGCAGCAUUGUUUACAACGAUGUAAAGUUUUCGGGAUCGAGCCGACAAAAUGUUACGAGACGUUCGACUUCUACCUCGUAUUCGGAGUCACCGACAGACACCCAGGGUUCAUCGACAGAAUCGGAAAGCGAUAUCAGCUCAUCCCUUGACACACCGCUUAAGCGCAGACGGCGCAUUAGGCGAAAGCCGUCCAAUAAGUCGAUUGGCUCAAGUGUAUACGGCGACGACAACACCAGCGAGUCCGAAAACCAGAGCGUCAGUGAACCGUCCGACACGAGCAGCGCGGCUUACUCGCAGAGGAAAAGAAGGACGCAGUUUCCAUCGGAUGAGCCUUCCAACGUAGCGCCUCUUGUGAGCUACAAGGAGCUCCGAAAUGCUGCUAACAAAAUCAGGUCAAGUAGUAUGACUUCUGUGAGCUCACUGGAGGGAGCGGGACUUCCUAGCGACCCUUCUAGAAUCCAGUCACCGUUGUUAUCUCCAAAAGGGACUAGCAUAGCUAAAGUCAGAAAAAUCCAAAUUUGCUCGUUUACUUCGUUUGCCGAUAGUCGGUUGAACGACAAAGAAAACCUGCCUCAAAGGAGGAGAUCUACCGAGGAGAGGGAAUCGUUUAAAAUCAGGGGGAGACCUCAGACUGAAUCAUCUUCCAGAGAACUGUCCAGGGACAGACCCCCUUUGACAAGGCAAGGUUCAGAAUCUCCAUCACUGUCCAAGAACCCGUUUAGCCUCAAAUCAAAGCCAUUCGUGCGGAAAUCAAGUAAAGACUCACUUUUCAGUGACAGUGAAUGCAGUAAUAUUGCCCCUGAUAGAGGGCAUGCUAGCACCGUGUACGAUGUUCCUGUUUUGCAGGAGCAGGAGGCACGCUGCAAUUCUGCACCCCCUGCCYCUGYGCCAAUUGACACCAGAGAGUCCAGAUUGUAUUCUAAUCUGCCUGAUAGUGAACUAGCUUCYYCGCGAAGUGCAUUUGUUCCCGUAAAACCUAACAAAAGAACUAUUAAUGACCAUGAACCAAGCCCACCUGUAUCUGCUCCUGUAGCAUUUGCAGACUCGCGGCCAGAGAAGGGUAAUUCAACAUCAGCCGAUGUUUUAUUACAGCCUGUGCCAAGGCAUGGUAAUCGACCUCUUUCUAUUGUCCAAGAAACAGAUGAAUUUGUGGAUAUACAGGAGGAUGAUAGUUACGAGGUAAAAAAGGUUGAAAAAAUGUCCAAAAAAUCACACCUAUCGAGGAGCUCACCUGUAAGGACAUCACAAGAUCAUAGAACAACAUCACCUUCUGCGGAGGACACUAAAUCUACGUUACGGAGGUUAUCCUACGUUAGGGCUCAGAAAAACUCUGCAGAACUCCCCAUGCAGCCUCUAGCAGUGCCGCCAUUGAACAACAAUUCCAAUUCUGAUUCUUCACCAUCCCAUUCGGCAGUACCAUCCUCAAGGAGGUACAACUCAGAAGAAAACAGUGAUACAAAAAGAGUACUGAAAGAGUUUGAUCCAGUUAACCCCCAUGAAACAAUGAGGACUGCGGUGCCUCCAGUUGUCGCAGAGGGUGACUUGAUAAGUUUUGAUGAUGAAAAUAGUGAGGUGAAGGAGCCAGUUAAAAAGAGGACAAAAAGAAUCUCGCGACCUAAAAUACCAACAAUUCUAAGUGGUGAAGAGGAAGAGGGUACAAAUGACAUGGACCAUUUUGAAACUUCAAGGGGUAUGGUAGAGGAGGGCAAUGUUUCUUACAACAAAGAAAUUUCAGGACUGUUUGAUGGAUCAAACAGAGACACCAUUAUUGCACAUGACACUGAUGAGGACAGCACUCCCAGGGCAGCUUCCGACGCUGAAGAAAAUGACGCAGCAGAUUCAUUGGGCUACAAUGGUGGCAGUGAACUGGACCAGGGGCUAGUUGAUUCUUUCUACCAUAGUAAAGAUGAUGUUUUUGAGGAUAUUAGCCAAAAAGUUUCCCCCAGGAGAAGAUUACAGAAAAGGGCUUCCCUGCCAUUGAUUAAAACAGAACUUUACCAAGAUGAAGCUAAGAAAGUUGAAGAUGUGCCAAAAAUGGAGGUAGUACCUGAAUCACCAAGUUUACGGAAAGCAGAAACCAUCAGUGAUCUUAGUUUAGAUCAGGUUUCACGUCACCUCAAAGUGAUUCCGUACGACAAUGGUGAUCUUAAACAGCAUACAGACUCGUCAUUUCAAGAUGAUAAGAGUUUAGAGAGCUGCAGUCCUCCACCCGGGUCUGUACCUUCACCAAGUCCUAGUCAAAUAAGUUUUGAUGCACUGUCUUUAACAACCAGUGGUUUCAGUGAAACCCAUUCUGAACAGGUCAGCACUGGGGAUCUCAAUGCCGUUGAUGAUCUCUUGGGUAUGGAUGCUGCAGCUAGUGUUAAGUCCUUGGAUGCGUGGCGUUCCCAAAGUGACCCUAGUCAUGGCACUCAGUUAGAGGAUACCAUUGCUGAGGCGGAGCUGCAAGCACAUCGCAACAGUAACAGUGAACCUAAUCUGUCGGGAGAAAAAUUAAAGGAAGAAGCUGAACAGUUGGCCAAGAGAGUGAAUGGUGGAAACCAAGUAGAACCAAAGAGUCAUGGGAUAACAGAACAUGAUGAUGAUGAUAAUGAUGAUGACAAAGAUACCUCUUUGGCUGAGUUGAGUCCAGAUGAUGGUUGUUAUGAACUGGACAAACCUGAGCACCACACGAAACCAGUGCAGCGAGCCAAAUCUGCACCAACACCAACCACGCCAACUACUCCGAGGUCGCAAAGAAUAGCAAAUUCUUUUGCGGUAGAAAAGGCUCAAGUUAAACUCAAUAAACUGGCAGCAAUGGAAACAAUAAUUGAAAUGCCACAUGCUGAACCAGCUAUCAUUAUAGAAAAGCCAAAAGUUGAGAAAAAGCGAAGUACCGCACUGGAAGGUAGCUGCACCUCUCCGGCAGCCGUACCAAAAGAGGACAAGAGGAAGCUGUCAGUGACUAAAGAGCCAGGAAAGGCACAGAAGUCCAAACAUGACCUGAGAGCUCAUGUACUGAAAAAUUUGCUGGACACGGAGAUGUCUUAUGUGCAGAACCUUCAGUUCCUUGUUUCGAGUUAUUACAAGGCACUCAAGAAGCAGGAGAAUGCUGGUAUAGUAGAAGCUGCCCAAGUGGAUGAGAUGUUUUAUCAGAUCCCUGAAAUCCUGCUGUGUCAUGAGUUUUUCCUUCAGCAACUGCAGAGCAGAGUGAAUGAAUGGCAUGACAAGCAAAAGAUUGGAGAUAUCUUUGUUUCAUCGUUUACCAAGUGUUUUCUGGUGGAUGCCUACAGCGCAUUCAUAAAUCAUUUUCUGCAAGCCAGAGCUGCUGUAAGGGUAGCCACAGUAACCAGGCCUGCUUUUGUGCGAUACAUGGAGCAAUGUUCCCGAGAUCACAAAGAAAAACUGACCCUUCAAGAUCUGAUGAUCAUGCCAGUGCAAAGAAUACCAAGAUAUGAACUAAUACUGAAAGACAUGAUAAAACACACUCCUCAUGAUCACCCAGAUCAUGGAAGUCUUCAACUAGCUUUGGGAGAGAUAAAGACGCUAGCCGAUAGAAUGAACCGAGGAGAGAAGGAGGUCGAUCAAGCAGAGAGGGAGGCUGAGAGACUGCGUGAUCUUGAAGCAACGAUUGAAGGGAUGACAAAUCUGGUGACAUCCACACGGCGGUUAAUCCGCCAAGACCUGGUUGCUGAAGUGAAAGGAACAAUAACCAAGAAGGACCGAUGCCUAUUCUUGUUUAAUGAUAUGCUGGUUUGUGCAACUGUCAAGCGAAAGGCUAAUGCUCUCAGACGAGGUUCACUAAGCAUAUUUUCUGGCUCUGGCACUGAAUUCAACAAGUACAAACUACUCUGGAGACUACACCUUGAUAGUGUGGAAGUGUACAAAUCAUCUCCUGAAGCCCAGAGACGGAAUAGUCUAGAGAAGCAGUUGGAGAGACUUGACAAUGACAUGUCUUUACUGAGCAAGAUCAGUAUCUUGGCUGACACCUUAGCAAUUUCACAUAUGGCCCUAGAUGGAGCUAUUCGAGAACUGAUGAAUGAAGUCAAUCGGCAGAUUUCUGAGAAGCAAAUCCCAUUACAGCCUCCUACCUCCACCAAGUUAGAGCUGCAUGUUACUCAGGCAGAGGAAGAUGGCCCUGAAGAAAAAGAUUUUCAGUUUUUGUUCUUGGAAACAGAAAUUAAGAAUUCCUGGGAAGCAUACUUUGAAGAUGCAAAACAAAAGCUUGCCUAUGCCAAAGACAUAUUUCCUCCUGAGUUUCAGUAUUGUAUUCCUAUUAACAAGACAAGAAGUGGAAUGCAGUUCACUUGUGCCUCACCCUGCCAAGUACCACACAUGCUUGACAGAGGAAAUCAUUGCGGGUCAGGAGACGUUUGGGUUUGUAACAGUGAUGGUUACGUUGGACAAGUGUGUAUUCUCAGAAUGGGAGCUCAGAUUCAGCCGUUUGGUUCCAUAACAGUGUGUAUGUCUCGAAUCCUCUGCAUUUCACCUGUUCCUGGAACGAAAUUCAGCGGUUUGGAAGCACUCCAGUCCGAAAACGAAACCAAAUCCGACACUCAGUCCAUCUCUCUGGGAAGUGAGAAGAGCAGUAAAGGAAACACAACGCCCAAAAUUUCACGUUCAGGUUAUGCCAGCGACGAAGAUGUCACCGGUCCACAAAACAUCAUGGCGUUUGAUAGCAGUUCCGAAGACGAGGAGGGACUGGGUCAAGAGAGUUUUCUUGGCGGGAAAUUCACCGACGGAAGCUCGCCGUUCGACGUCGACGGCCGACUCAGUCCCGAAGGCAGUAGUUUGGGAACUACGGGAAGUGCCGACGGCUUGGACAGUAGUCAAGACGAAAAUGUGUUUGAGUUCGAGGAAAAUGACUCCAGUUGUGACGAGAUGAAAGCUAAAGGAUCCCGUAAACACUCGAAGCGGAGAAUGGGGUCUUCUCCCAGAGCCAGCCAAGAUCUCAAAGACAGCCUGUCGGAUAUUGUGAAUUUUGACACCGANAACACAACAAGCACUCUGACUUUUCCACAUGGGAGACAACCCCAACCCCAUCCUCCCCCCGCUUGUACAUGCCUGUAA
Molecule: messenger RNA, 7546 nt
Organism: Orbicella faveolata
Lineage: Eukaryota; Metazoa; Cnidaria; Anthozoa; Scleractinia; Merulinidae
Biological process (GO): actin cytoskeleton organization
Molecular function (GO): guanyl-nucleotide exchange factor activity; protein binding
Source: RefSeq, a predicted model, not a curated record